AUGUGUACAAACAUGAAUUGUUAAAGCAUAAAUUUUUAUGUGAACCACAGCAAAAGACUCAUUUGAUGCUUUCACUUUUACUCCUUACUUCCUUAUUUAUUCUUCUCUUUUUGCUCUUCUAUAAUCUUGUGUUAUUUUCUAUGCUGACUUACAAUUUUGAUGAACAAAACUCGAAAUUCCAUAACGGGUUUUUCUUUUCUUGGAUGGAUCCGAUGCAAAACUGAGCAGACAAUAAGAAAGAAGGUGGGCAGUUGUCAGGAGGGCUAAAAAGGACGUUAUAAUGAAGAACAAUAGACUGAUAUGGUAAUAGCAGCUGCGCCACUCCCUUCUGUUACUUCUCAUUCGAAAGUUCACAAUUUAAUUGAAAUCUUGGAUAAAGAAUAUUACUCGAAUUCUAUGUCCCAAGAAUUUCAUCAAGGUAUUUUCAGUUUCUCAAAUGGAUUCGAAAGAUCACGACAAGAACAACAGCAGCAGCAGCAGCAACUCGUAGCGCAACAGAUCCGCCCGGAUAAACUUAGAGUUCAAGGCUUUGAGCCUCCAACGCCAUUGGUAGGUAUGGAAGAAGUAUCCGGUGGACUUCCAGUGUAUGAAACCGCAGGGAUGUUGUCUGAAAUGUUCAAUUUUCCCUCUGGUACUUCCACAGCUACAGAAUUAUUAGAGAACCAGAUAUCACAGAAUUACCGGAAUUCAAGACAAACUCCGCCUACCGGAGCCGCCUCUAGCCAGUGGUUUUCCAAUCGGCAAGGGCUGGUGGUGGGUGGUUUGGGGCAUUUGGGGGAUUCAAAGGAACAGACUGUAGUCAAUGAAACUGCUCAUCAUCACCACCAGAAUCAGAUUUCAGGCAUUAAUGCCGACUCUGCAGCAGCCAUGCAGUUUUUCUUGAUAAAUCCACAACAGCAAAGGUCACCUUCACCAUCUCACUCUCAUCAUACUUCUCAGCCUUCAUCUUCGUCUACCCUCCACAUGUUGCUUCCAAAUCCUCCUCCUUCUUCCACUCUCCAAGCUUUCCAUAGCCAAGGAGGGGCUUUUAACGGCGUCGCAUCCCAAUUUACCUGGGCUCCAAACAUUGGCAAUGAAACCAACCCUAAUGAAAUUCCGGGAGUUGUGGAAGGGCAAGGGCUUUCUUUGUCAUUAUCUUCUUCAUUACAACACUUGGAAGCAGCCAAGGCUGAGGAAUUGAGAAUUGGAGAAGGAGGGAUGCUAUUUUUUGGUCAAGGUGGCGGGUCAACUUCAACACCGUACCAAUUCAAGAAUCUGGGUGAUGGCGUUGGUAAUCAGCCACUGCAUUUACAAGGGGUAGUGGGUCCGAACCACCAGCUACAUGUCGGCGUAGGGUCUUCCUUUUCAUCGGUCCAUAUGUUAAGGAAUUCAAAGUACGCUAAGGCUGCCCAAGAAUUAUUGGAAGAAUUUUGUAGUGUUGGUAGGUCUCAAUUCAAGAAGAACAAAUUUGGUAAGCAGAAUAAUGCAAACCCUAGUUCUAACCCAAGUGGCUCCGGUGGUGGCGGUGGAAAUUCAUCAUCUUCUUCAAAAGAUCCUUCUCCGUUAUCAGCUGCUGAUAGGCUCGAGCAUCAGAGAAGGAAGGUUAAACUAUCAUCUAUGCUUGAUGAGGUGGAUAAAAAAUACAACCAUUAUUGCGAGCAAAUGCAAAUGGUGGUGAAUUCUUUUGACAUGGUGAUGGGUUUCGGGGCGGCCGUGCCAUACACAUCUCUUGCACAGAAAGCCAUGUCUCGCCAUUUCCGGUGCCUGAAAGAUGCCAUAGCAGCACAAUUGAAACACUGCUGUGAGCUAUUAGGAGAAAAAGAUGCUGCUGGUUUAUCAGGAGUGACAAAAGGAGAGACUCCAAGGCUUCGAAUUUUGGAACAAAGCCUUAGACAGCAAAGAGCAUUUCAUCAAAUGGGAAUGAUGGAACAAGAAGCAUGGAGACCCCAAAGAGGCUUGCCCGAACGCUCUGUCAACAUUUUGAGAGCUUGGCUUUUUGAGCAUUUUCUGCAUCCGUAUCCAAGCGAUGCAGAUAAGCAUCUGUUGGCUCGACAGACCGGUCUAUCAAGAAACCAGGUCUCAAACUGGUUCAUUAAUGCUAGGGUCCGUUUGUGGAAACCCAUGGUAGAGGAGAUGUAUCAACAAGAGGCCACAGAAGAAGAGGCAGAAGAGAGAGAGACUAAUGCACAAACUUCAAUGCAGGCCAAUUCCGCCAUUGCUGCUGAGACAGCUGCUACUGCUUCUGCAAUUACUCCAUCAGGCAAAAGAUCCCAAAUCAAUGGACCAGAAAACGACCCUUCAUUCAUUGCAAUUAAUACUCACUCUUCCUCGGAAAACCAGGCAAAACAACCCAACAUAAUGCCUGAUUCCGCCUCCGCCAUGGCAGCGCAAUCCUUUCCGGCAGCAGCGCGCCACCAAUAUGGGACUGCCAAUACUGAUUCUGGAAAUGCUGAUAUUAAUGAAUCGACGCUUAUAAGAUUUGGGACGAGUGCAGGUGACGUGUCGCUCACGCUAGGGCUACGUCAUGCCGGAAACCUACCGGAGAAGAGUCCCUUUUUAGUUAGAGACUUUGGAGGAUGUUAGAGCUAAAUUAUACGAUGAUUAAAAUAAGAAAAUCUUCUUCUGAGUUGGUCUGUAUUAUGGUUAGCGGAUUAUUUUUGUUUUUCUUCCUCUCUCUAGACAAAUACAUAAUUAAAAAGUAGAAAUUAAGUAAUUUUAGCAAGGUGUAGUUUAUCAUAAUUGUAUAGUUACCACAUGAUAAUUAUUAUAUUCUGUAUGUUAUAAAUAUACGUAAUACUUAAAUUUAA
Molecule: messenger RNA, 2786 nt
Organism: Olea europaea var. sylvestris
Lineage: Eukaryota; Viridiplantae; Streptophyta; Magnoliopsida; Lamiales; Oleaceae
Product: BEL1-like homeodomain protein 4
Exons: 4
Coding region: 301-2562 (753 amino acids)
Biological process (GO): regulation of transcription by RNA polymerase II
Molecular function (GO): DNA-binding transcription factor activity, RNA polymerase II-specific; RNA polymerase II cis-regulatory region sequence-specific DNA binding
Source: RefSeq, a predicted model, not a curated record